Molossus molossus (Pallas's mastiff bat) is the source of this 2246-nucleotide messenger RNA. It is a transcript of the gene KLF11, whose product is annotated as Kruppel like factor 11. The transcript has 4 exons. Gene Ontology annotation, molecular function: DNA-binding transcription factor activity, RNA polymerase II-specific; RNA polymerase II cis-regulatory region sequence-specific DNA binding. The coding region runs from base 76 to 1617 and encodes 513 amino acids. Gene Ontology annotation, biological process: regulation of transcription by RNA polymerase II. Lineage: Eukaryota; Metazoa; Chordata; Mammalia; Chiroptera; Molossidae. The record is from RefSeq and is a predicted model, not a curated record.
UCCGCACGUGCAGCCGCUGCCGUGCUCUGAGCAUCCGCCCCGCCGUCGCUUUGUUGCCUCUGGGCUGCCGGCACCAUGCACACGCCGACCUCCGUGGGUCCCGGCGAGACGCGCGCGGUGGACAUCAUGGACAUAUGUGAGUCCAUCUUGGAGAGGAAGCGGCAUGACAGCGAAAGGUCUACGUGCAGCAUCUUGGAGCAGAAUGACAUCGAAGCAGUGGAGGCUCUUGUUUGCAUGAGCUCCUGGGGUCAAAGAUCCCAGAAAAGUGACCUAUUAAAAAUAAGACCCCUCACACCUGUGUCUGACUCUGGGGAUGUCACCACCACUAUGCAUGUGGAUGAAGCUACCCCGGAACUACCAAAGGACUUCCAUUCUUUGUCGAUGCUGUGCAUGACUCCUCCUCAGAGCCCUGAUCUCAUGGAACCAUCGAUGGGGACACUUGUUCCUUCCCAAGUAACUGAUUCCAACGCACACAUGAUCACGGCCAUCCCCCCAGCCUCUGCUGGGGCAGCCAACGUGCUGAGCAGGAGGGAGGAGAGGAGCCUGCCUGGUUUGGAGCCAGCCCCUGCCCCUCCCUGCAGGGCUGUGGUGACGAGUGUCAUCCACCACACUGAGGGCGGUCCUGCUCCUGUCCACAUUCCUACCGCCCAGACUCAAGAACGCCAACUUCCAGACAACCGAGGAGAAGCACAGUUUCUGGGACAUACGGAAGCUUUGCGGAACACACACCUCACAGACAAUUUGCUCAACAUUAAUUCAGUGUCCUGUCCACCUUGCUCGAAUAAGUCUGGUGACCUGAUUUUUCCAGACAAAGGCCAGCAGGCAGGUUGGCCAGUUGCAAUUCAGACCUGCUCACCAAAGAGUUAUGAAAAGGACUUGCCAGGGAAAGCCACUCCCCUGAUUUCUGUCCCCAUCCCCAGUCCCCCUGUCCUUUGCCAAAUGAUCCCUGUGACUGGACAGAGUGGCAUGUUACCGGCUUUUUUGAAACCACCUCCCCAAAUACCUGCCGGGACUGUCACACCCAUUCUACCCCACACUGCCCCAGCGCCCCAGCCUGUGUUCAUGGGACCAUCUGUGCCUCAGGGAGCUGUGAUGCUGGUCCUGCCCCAGGGGGUGCUCCCCCAGCCCGCCCCCUGCUCACCAGCAAGUGUCAUGGCUGCUGGGAAUACCAGGUUGUUGCCCCUUGCCCCGGCCCCAGUGUUCAUCGCCUCCAGUCACAACUGUGCCCCUCAGGUAGACUUUUCACGAAGGAGGAACUAUGUUUGCAACUUUCCAGGCUGCCGGAAGACCUACUUCAAAAGUUCCCACCUCAAGGCUCAUCUCCGCACCCACACAGGAGAGAAGCCUUUCAGCUGUAGCUGGGACGGCUGUGAUAAAAAGUUUGCUCGUUCAGAUGAACUGUCCCGCCACCGCAGAACUCACACCGGGGAGAAGAGGUUUGCUUGCCCUGUGUGUGAUCGGCGCUUCAUGCGCAGUGACCACCUGACGAAGCACACCCGGCGCCACGUGACCACCAAGAAGCCCCCCGGCUGGCAGGCGGAGGUUGGCAAACUGAACAGAAUCGCCUCAGCAGAGAAACCCAGGAGCCCGCUGGUGAGCAUGCCAGCCUCUGCCUGAAAGGUCGGCGGGGAGCCGCCGUGGGGAUUUUUCAAAGACUUCUUUUCAGGAAAGACUGAUGGUUUUCUCUCCCAAAAUCAUGUCUUGGGGGCAAGGGAGAAGAAGGGGCUGUUCUGAUGGAAGUACGUUAACUGUUCUUUUUUGGUUGAGACCCCAUUUAGUGUCUUUUGUAUUUUCAGUUUUUUUAAGGAAAUGGAAGAAAAUUUGAUGAUCUAAAUCACCAGCAUUCAAACAGACAUUUCGGCAAUAAAUUUUACAAAAUCUGGAUUUUUACAGGCUUUCUAUUCAUGUUUUGUAGAAAUGAGACAGGGUAUGACUUUAUACUGUUUUUUUAUGGAGAGAUUUAUAUUGUUGGUACUUAGAUCACCAGUUUCUAGACAGAUGAUCUGCGGUCUUCUUUUCAGUGUUUAACAGCGUUUUAUGAUACACCCACUUUCAGCAGCCUCGGAGCAUCCUUCAGCCAGGAAAACCCAGGUUUGUCACCGGGCCUUUCAGAUCUAAGAAUGUCUUAGAAUCAUAACUGGUCGACAGGGGUCUCAAAGAAAUGGGCCUGGCCCGUGUGGCUCAGUAGUUAAAGAGUGUUGGCCUCACACCAGAUGGUCGCGGGUUUGAUUCUGGUCAAGGGCACG